CAGCGGAGAAUCGGCGGUUUCCGCUUCCGCCGCCCUCUUUCUCAUCCACCCUGCGGCCGAGCGGCAGACUCAGACAUGCAGAUCUUCGUGAAGACCCUGACGGGCAAGACCAUCACCCUCGAGGUCGAGCCCAGCGACACCAUCGAGAAUGUCAAAGCCAAAAUCCAGGACAAGGAGGGCAUCCCACCUGACCAGCAGCGGCUGAUAUUUGCUGGCAAGCAGCUGGAGGAUGGCCGCACCCUCUCAGACUACAACAUCCAGAAAGAGUCCACCCUGCAUUUGGUGCUUCGCCUUCGAGGUGGCAUCAUCGAGCCCUCUCUGCGUCAGCUUGCACAGAAGUACAACUGCGACAAGAUGAUCUGCCGCAAGUGCUAUGCCCGCCUGCACCCCCGUGCCGUCAACUGCCGCAAGAAGAAGUGUGGCCACACCAACAACCUCCGCCCCAAGAAGAAGGUCAAAUAAAGUUGGCCACCACCGAGGGGCCAGGUUGGCUUCUGCCAGCCCCGCACCCAGGGCCUAAAUAAAGUUUCCCUUACGUAGACUGGAGCAGUAA
Messenger RNA from Perognathus longimembris pacificus (Pacific pocket mouse), 553 nucleotides. RefSeq names its product ubiquitin A-52 residue ribosomal protein fusion product 1 (gene Uba52). Gene Ontology annotation, molecular function: ubiquitin protein ligase binding; protein tag activity; structural constituent of ribosome. Bases 76 to 462 code for a protein of 128 amino acids. Gene Ontology annotation, biological process: protein ubiquitination; modification-dependent protein catabolic process; translation. The transcript is spliced from 5 exons. Gene Ontology annotation, cellular component: cytoplasm; ribosome; nucleus. Lineage: Eukaryota; Metazoa; Chordata; Mammalia; Rodentia; Heteromyidae. The record is from RefSeq and is a predicted model, not a curated record.